Molecule: messenger RNA, 1753 nt
Organism: Chaetomium strumarium
Lineage: Eukaryota; Fungi; Ascomycota; Sordariomycetes; Sordariales; Chaetomiaceae
Product: fungal-specific transcription factor domain-containing protein
Exons: 4
Coding region: 44-1597 (517 amino acids)
Biological process (GO): positive regulation of transcription by RNA polymerase II
Cellular component (GO): nucleus
Molecular function (GO): zinc ion binding; transcription cis-regulatory region binding; DNA-binding transcription factor activity, RNA polymerase II-specific
Source: RefSeq, a predicted model, not a curated record
GAUUCGAAGACUUAGACGCCUGUUUUCUUUCAUCAAUCACCACAUGGCUGGGCAGGGAAAACGCCACUGCUGGGAGUGCCGGCGGAGGUGCUUGGUCUGCGAUUUUACUGAGCCAGCAUGCAGAAGGUGUUCUGCAUCCGGCAUCGCGUGUCCGGGAUACAGCCACGUAAAACCGACGCGCAUCAAGUGGCUCUCGCCUGGGAAGGUCGUAGCUCGGACUCGCCCAAGGCGCAAAGGAGUGUCACCUACCCUGACUUUGCCCUUUGAUGAUCUUUCAAUAUUCGAUAUCACCCAUGAGGCCCGCGUCCUCCCUCAGGCCGCCGAGUACUUCAACUCAUGCAUAUACACCGAUCUGGCGCCAUUACAUGAACUCGCAGGCGGCUACAACCCUCACGUGUACCCGCUGUCAACCGCACGUCUCCGCCACGGCGCCGCGGCACCCGACUAUUUACGGUUCGGCAUGCUCUGCAUGACCCUAAGCCAUCGGAUUAAUCGUUUGGGGGAUGGGCCGUAUUCCAGGACCCUGACCGAGAGGUUCUACCGGUACUGGGGCCUUGCCGUCCGCUCUCUCAACGAGCAUAUCGGGCGGGAAGAUGCGCGUACCGGCGAUAUGAUCGUUGCCGGGGUCAUGACGCUUCUACUUACCGAUAUCCAGAACGGCACCUCGCUCAACUGGCGAUGCCAUCUCGACGGCGCCUACCGACUGAUCAUGCUGCGAGGCGGCUUUUCCGCCGUGGCCGGGGUGAGAAGCCUCUACCCGCUGCUGCUGUCUUUUUGGUCCGUCGCAGUCUUCGGCAACACAACCUCGCCCGCCUCCAACCUCUCCAUGACGGAAGCCCACCUCUCCGCCCUGCCGCUCCUUCUCGACCAGUACCACGCCGCGCCAUCUCCCUUCCAGCUGUGUCCGCUCCCGCUUGUUGCCGAGCUGGUCCGCAUCUCCCACCUCCGGAAGCAGGCCUUUGCUUCCACCCACUCUCAACCAGCCCAACACUUACAGCUCAAUGAUCCUGAUGUCUCUCUGUAUGAUCAUGACUUCUCCGUGUCAGCAUCAGCAAUCCUCGCCCGGAUAGACUCCUUCUCUCCCGAUCUCUGGGCCACGUCCAAAGCCCCCUCCAACACCAACCCCUCCGCACAACAAGACUGGCUGCUCAUCGGCCAGGCCUACCGCGCCGCUGUAGUGCUUUACUGCAUCCUCUCACUUCAGGGCCUGGUCGAUUUAGACUGGAGAACGCCCUUCACCGCCUUGCGACACGCGCGAGAUCUCAGGGUAUACCUCACUGCUGGCCUACAGUCGAGGCGGAGCAAGCGGUUUCUGAUCUGGCCUCUGGUGCUGCUUGGGGUCUCUGCCGGGGCUGGGCUGUACCCUCUUCAAGAUAAGAAAAGGGAAGAAGAGGAGGAUGGGGUGAGGGGGUUUGUGAGGGAGGGGCUGGGGGACCUGAGCUGCUUUAUCGGCUCGAGCGUCCCCCUCACGGCGAAGAAGGUGCUGGAGGCAUUCUGGCGGUCGGCGGAGACUGGGUGGGAUGGGUGCUUCGACAGGCCGUAUGUGUUUACCGCGCAGAUUGCGGUGGAUACUAGUCCGUUGUAUGAGACGUCGUGACGGUGUUGAGGGACAAAGGGAUCAGGAAGAGGGUGAUGUAUGGUCAACUCCCGUUAUUGGACCGUGCAUUGAACUAUCGAUGCAUCACGGCCUCUUGUAAUUCCCUAUGGCAAUAGAGCGAUCCUGUACGAGAGUGUGACAAAUGGAAGUGCCGAU